Molecule: messenger RNA, 517 nt
Organism: Neurospora crassa OR74A
Lineage: Eukaryota; Fungi; Ascomycota; Sordariomycetes; Sordariales; Sordariaceae
Exons: 2
Coding region: 113-409 (98 amino acids)
Source: RefSeq, a predicted model, not a curated record
AGUCAGCUAAUACUGCGUACAGACAGCAAUACAUUCGUUAUUAUUCGCCAUUCUCACCACAUAAACAAGCGGCCAACAUUGGAAAAAGACAACUUGAUACACAUAACCCAAGAUGUCCCGUCUCCUGACCCGCCUUCCCAACCGUGCCCGCCUGCUCCCUAUGGUUCCCAGACGGACCAUGGCCACGGAGCUCGGCACCUCCAAGUCCCCGCAAAACGGACAAAAGGGCUUCGUGUCCGUUGGCUCGCAGACACAGGGUGAUUCGCCUUCUAACCAGGGUCCUACAGAGGCCGGACAAAAGCUCCAGAAGGAGAGCAAGGGCAAACCAGAUGGUGUGAAGGGAGAUUCGGAGGAGGCGAGGGCCGCGGGGGGUGGUGAAAAGGCUGGGACUCCUGGUGGUCAGAAGUAAAGGGGCGGGUGUUGAGUGGGAUGAAAAGAGGGCGAAAAUAAGGUGAUAUAGAAGGGAAUUAGCGAUUAUACGACAUGCGCAUGGUCUGACGCGGUAAUGAAUCAAUAA